UUAGAUUGUGAAAGGGCUGAUCUUCUCUCUUCAUAACUGAAGCAUUGUGCAUUUUUAUAUACAUAUUUCUUGCCCAUAUACAAUUCAAACAAAAUGCAUUGGCAAAUAGACAUACUGUUGAUGCCAUUUCCACCCUGUGUUCUGAUGGUGUUAGAAUCUGCCCUCGGCUGGUACCAGGGGCGAAUAAGUCACUAUGAUAAGCAGUCAUGGGAAAUAACCGUUGAGCAGAGAAUUCUUCAGGGAUUAUCAUAUACUCCACGUAAAACAGCCAAACUCAAAACAGAACUGAUUGAUGUUGACUUAGUAAGAGGAUCAACAUUUCCAAAGGCAAAACCACAGUCGGGAAUAUGGCUGGCGGGUUUACACGGAAUAUCUCGCAUAAUACUCUUGCCACUUUACGCAUCAUGGUGGAUUCGUGAGACUUCGUGCACGGGCUUCUUUGUGGUCUUGUCAGUGUACAGCUCAAUACUCAUGUCUGGAAUCAUCAUGUUUUGCUGUAGGAAUGAUGAAGUGUUUCUUAAGGACAUUCCAGCAUCAGAAGUACUGCUACCAUGCGUAGGGAUUUUGGUGUUAAGUGUGAUUCACUCUCAAAUUGUAUGCACGCGCCACACGGGAAUAUCGUCCCCGAAUCACAGCCGAGGAACAGUUGGCAUAAGACAUGGGAGAAGGAUGAGGUCCCUACGAAGAAGCGUCUCACUGAAGGGACGGGGUAAAUGUUCGUGUAGCAGUACUAGGCGUGAUACUACAAGAUUAUCUGUUAAUCCACCUAAGAAACACAAUAGAUCACCAUUUAAAACGUUCAGAUCUCAUUCAGAGGAGCCAAAGCAUGAAGAGGUAUAUCCUUUACGUCCCCGUUCAGCCUCUGAAAACAAUGUCGCCCCCUGUGUGGACUCAAAAGGCAAACCGAGCAUUAUAAUUUUUUCAUCCGGCUCCUCUCAGAAUGUCAAGGCAGAUGAACAGUCCAGUUCUUCUGCCACUACCUCUUCCAGUGAUAGGAGUCCAGUGGCGGGCAUUGCGGAAAGCAAGGGGGAGAUAUUCAUCGAUCAGCUGAAAAAAAAGGGCUUACAAGAAUUUUGUCCAGCUGAUAAUGGUGUUGAUGAUGGGCAUAAUGUGAAUACUCCCCUGGAUAGAGGUGAGGGGAGACAGUUUGGGGGUAAGGAGGUGCAAGUUGAUGACUGCAGGACCGAGAGUUGCUUGUCGAAAGGCAAGUGCGAGGGGAAGAAUAGCCUCCUACGAACCCCGGGCAUUGAGGACAUUGCUCCAAGUAUACACCUCAAGCUUCCCAGUGAGAGACCAGAUGUCGAUGGGGGUAGCGAUGGAGGAGAGGAAAGUGGUAUGGGGGACUUUGAAGGCCCAACUACUGAUACUGACAGCUGGAACAUGAAGAAGACUGCAAGGCGUUCUUGGUGCUCUUGUUCUUGUGGGAAGCCAUCUGAUACCAGUGCUAGCCACCCCAGCCGCCGUUCCCCUCACAAGCUCCUACCAGUGGCUGUUGAGAGAAGCUCUUGCAACUCCUCUUGUGAAAGCGAUGCGGAACAAAGCCCAUCCCCACAGUAUACGAAGGCUAAGGUAACCCACAUUGAGUGCAUUAUUAUGUAUGAUUUUUCAUAUAUCAUAUCAUGCUAUAGGAAAUCUGAGCCUAGAAUAAAGGUUUUACGAGUCACUUUAGUGUUUGGUCUAACUGGGGUACCAUGUGUAUUAAUCUUGGUAUCUAUGUGUUUUUACCUCCAAACAGUCAGCUGCAAAAUAUGGGAAGAAUCCGAGGUGAAGAAAGUGGAUCUCUCUGUCCUAGACAUCUCGUCAGCUGUCAUAUCGAAAGUGGAUAGUUUACAUCACACGACUCAUUAUCUUCAGUUUGGACUAACCAUUGCCAUAGUGAUAGCUUUGGUACCAAGCAUAUACAGAGUUGACUAUUCUGCUCUCGGAAAUUUCUUGGACACCGUGGUUACUUCUGACUCUCAGGAUUGGAUUCCAGCAUUUAAGGAAUUGUUAGAGAAGGUAUUCACAGGACUACUUGGUGGGAAUAUGUGGUCUGCAGUUGUAAUUCUGUUGAGCUCUAUUAAUAGACUCUGCCUGGCUGGAGGAUUUUUUUUCUUAUUGUCUGUAGCAGAGAGAACCUUCAAGCAGAGAUUUCUCUAUGCCAAACACUUCUGCUACCUUACGUCUGCCCGCCGAGCUAGUUUGCUUCCGCUGCAACAGAAACGAGGCCCACAACGCUCAGUGGAUGUCAUUGUUUCUGCCACUUUCUUCAUUACUUUGCUGCUUGUGUCAUAUCUUUGCUUUGAACUGCUAAAGGAAGACGAUAAGUCACAGCACACACUGUACAAUUGCGAACUUUUCUUCUGGUGUUUUGCAAUUGGCAUCUACCUAAUCCGCUUCAUGACGUUGGGAGCAAUGAUCAACAAGAAGUACUCUAGCUUAUCAGUACUCAUAACUGAGCAGAUCAAUAUGUAUUUACACAUGGAGCAAAAACCCCAGAAAAAAGAUGAACUCAUGUUAGCAAACAAUGUUCUAAAAUUGGUCUCUGUCCUGCUGAAGGAACUGGAGAGUCCAUUUAAAAUUUCCGGGCUUUCAGCGAAUCCCCUGCUCUACAAUAUAACUCGCUUGGUUGUCCUCUCAGCUUGCUCUGGCGUUCUCUCAGACCUCUUGGGCUUCAAGCUCAAACUUCACAAAAUUAAGUUUAAGGAGUGAACCUGUGCUUUCUGAUGAAGAGAAAAUCUAGAGGGCUGUCAAUCAUAUAACCAAUAGAUGUAAUUAAAUAUAAAUUUACAGUACUUAUCUGUAGAUCUGACUAAUGGUAUUUUGCUUUAAUCUAUUAAGUAGCUUUGAGAGUAUGCAAAUGACAUAUCCAGUGUGCUGCCUUUUAGAGUGACAGCAAUUUUUAAGGUCUCAUUUAGAUUUUAGAUGAAUUAUGACCAAUUCACCUAUUGUAAUAUUUUGUAAAAUUGACGAUUUCAAAAUGGUGUUCAUUUUUUCAUGUGUAAAUGUGAUAUGGUUAGAUACUUCAUUUUACAUUAGGAAGUUAGUUAAAAGUAUUCCAUGACAAUAAGAUUUUACAAGAACGAGAGAAAGAGAAGAAAGGAGAGGAAACAACUCAAUGUGAUAAUAAAAGGGUGUGAUGGCUAUCUUAUAAGUUUUAGAAGAGAGUGAGAAUAUGAGAGUAUUUUGAAUUUAUGUAAAGUUCAAAUAUUAAAAAACAUUUUAAGGCAGA
Molecule: messenger RNA, 3211 nt
Organism: Penaeus indicus
Lineage: Eukaryota; Metazoa; Arthropoda; Malacostraca; Decapoda; Penaeidae
Gene: phtf
Product: protein PHTF2-like
Exons: 13
Coding region: 94-2691 (865 amino acids)
Cellular component (GO): endoplasmic reticulum
Source: RefSeq, a predicted model, not a curated record